AUGAAAUUAUCAUUCGCUGCUGCUACCCUCUUCGUCAUCUCGACUGUUUUCGCAGCUCCACUUCUUGAUGAGGCUGCUAAUGGCUUAGGAAAGAAGAUUCUCAAGCGUGACCCAUUAGCUGAUGAAUCACUCAACGGUGCACUCAAGAACGCCGUCAAGCGUGACAAUAAAGAAGAAAAGAGAUUAUUGAACGAGAGUUUGAACGGCGCCCUCGCUCACGCCAUCAAGCGUGACACUAAAGAAGAAAAGAGAUUAUUGAACGAGAGCUUGAACGGCGCUCUCGCUGGUGCUCUCAAGCGUGACAACAAAGAAGAAAAGAGAUUAUUGGACAAGAGCUUGAACCAUGCCCUCGCUGGCGCCGUUUAACUUAGCUUCUUGAUGCUUUCAUGCUUCAAAGAGCACAUUAAUUUAUAAUUCUAUGUACUCU
This is a messenger RNA of Wallemia mellicola CBS 633.66, 427 nucleotides long. RefSeq lists its product as hypothetical. The record is from RefSeq and is a predicted model, not a curated record. The transcript has 2 exons. The coding region runs from base 1 to 366 and encodes 121 amino acids. NCBI's taxonomy places the organism in Eukaryota, Fungi, Basidiomycota, Wallemiomycetes, Wallemiales, Wallemiaceae.